Meloidogyne enterolobii is the source of this 641-nucleotide messenger RNA. The record is from the annotation of a GenBank genome assembly. Lineage: Eukaryota; Metazoa; Nematoda; Chromadorea; Rhabditida; Meloidogynidae.
AUGGAAGCAAUACUUUCUCCACUUUCUAAUGCUGAUGGUUCUUGUGAAUUAAAAUCAAAUUUAUCUUUGGUGCUUUGUGGAGUUAUGGGUCCUGGUGAUAUUUCGUCUUCAAAACGACUCUUUGACAAAGCAAAUAUUUUCUUUUCUGUUAACAGAAUUCCACAAAAAAGUAAAGAAGAAUUAGCUUCAACAGUUCGCCCAUCUGUUUCUAAACCAAAUUCUUCAUCAUUAUCUUCUUUUGCUCAUACUUCUGAUCGUUUUAUUUCUUCUAUUGUUAAAGCAUCAAUUGACGAAUUUGCCUAUCCCCGAACUUGCAUUCAAAUUUGUACUCAAGAAUUAAAAGCUGACGGGCCAACAGAUGCUUUACAUUUAAAUUCUAUUUGUUUGGCACUUUUGGAUUCUGGAAUUCGAAUGCAUUAUGUAUUUGCUUCUGUUACAAUUGGAAUUAGGUAAAACGUUAAUUUAUCAAAAAAAUACUUUUUCUUUGUAAAUAUUUUUUUAAGAAUCUUAAAGUCCUUUAAAGUAAAUUUAGUGAAUUAGUUUUUAAUUUUUCGAGAAGGGAUUUUUUCGGUUUAUUGGGAAUACUCCAUGUCCCUUUAUCAGACCCGUAACCAGGAUUUUUUCAGGGGAGGGGCCAAGGG